AGCCAACAGGAUGUUGUGUCGCGCAACCAUUCCGACUUGACAGUGAGUGGUGGUGUUUCUGCGGGUGCUGGACGUGGAGGAUAGCAGCCAGAUAGAAAUAAAGAUGGCUUCAGCAACAGCAACCUACGGGCAGAAGGAGUCCUCUGACCAAAACUUUGAUUAUAUGUUCAAGAUCCUCAUCAUCGGCAACAGCAGCGUUGGAAAAACCUCCUUCUUGUUCCGCUACGCCGACGACUCCUUCACGCCGGCCUUUGUCAGCACAGUUGGCAUCGACUUUAAGGUGAAGACUAUCUACAGGAAUGACAAGAGGAUUAAAUUACAGAUCUGGGACACGGCUGGCCAGGAACGUUACCGCACCAUUACCACAGCUUACUACCGAGGAGCCAUGGGCUUCAUUCUCAUGUAUGACAUUACCAACGAGGAUUCCUUCAACGCUGUCCAGGACUGGUCGACUCAGAUUAAGACGUACUCAUGGGACAAUGCCCAGGUGCUGCUGGUAGGAAACAAGUGUGACAUGGAGGAUGAGCGAGUGGUGAACUCAGAGAGAGGCCGUCAGCUGUCCGAACACCUCGGUUUCGAGUUCUUCGAGGCCAGUGCCAAGGACAACAUCAAUGUGAAGCAGACCUUUGAGCGCCUGGUCGACAUCAUCUGUGAAAAGAUGUCUGAGAGUCUGGACGCCGGCGAUCCCGCUGUCACAGGGGCCAAACAGGGGCCCCAGCUGACAGAGCAGCCCGCUCCUCCUCACCAGGACUGUGCAUGUUAAAGCUGACUCCUUUCCAAAACCCUUUUCCACUGUCUUUCUCCUUGUCCUCCUUUCAGCUGGACCCCAGGUCCUUGGGUCUGUACUUCAUCACCCGUUUCACUCCUUUUCCUGCUCGUCUCUGUAGGAAGAUUGGCUAAAGGUCACAAGAAUCAAGCUGAAAAGUGUCUGAAAAGUGUCUGAAUUGGUGUUUUUACUGUGGUUGCUCCUGGUUUCUCUGCACAAAUGAGCUAAAAGGUCAUUCAAAAAGUGCAGGUGCUGGUAUGAUGCCAAAGCACCUUAAAUCAAGCUGCAGUUUCAGACUCUUUGCAGCCUGGUUCUUGAAGCUUUUCAACCCGUCGUAUGUUGUUUCCCUGAUCCUCGGUGUGGUUUUACAAGAAGGAUUUGACGGCGUAACGUACACCCUCAGAGUGCCAUUAAAAUCCUUCCCAUGUUUACAGUUCUUUGUUUCAUGUCAGUUGAAUAUCUUGGAAAAGAUGCCAGCCUUGGAUUUGGUGACCAAGAGGGCCACACUGCUCAGUUCGGUAGGAGUGGUGAUCCAGCUGAGAUCUGCUCGGUAUCAAUGUAAUGCAUUUCAUAUAUGUCAUUAAAUGUCUCUUUUGUUGUCUCACCAAGUUUCAGAACAGAUAGCAAGCGUUCUGUUUUUCCGUUGUUCAUCUGACUAUUUUGCCUUUUUUCAUUUUUUACAUUUCUUUUUGUACUUUGGCGCCCCCCCCUUUUUUUCCCCUACAGCAAAACACUUAGGGGGGUGAGAGGGAUGCGAACAAAUUAUAACUAAGUGAAAAAAUAGCAAAAAAUGAAGAGACAGAUUUUAUUUACUUAUAUUUAUUUCAAAUGUACAUAUAAAUGUUGUGCAAUAUAUAUAUCUAUAUACAUAACAUCUACAGGUAUGCAUUUCUGGAUAGGUAUAAAGAUGGUACGAAGCUCUGUGAGGACAGUAUCUGGUAUAAAAGGCCUGUUUGUUUGGAGGUCGUGUCGAAGCGUGUCUCCUGCGAGCCGCUGAAUUUCACUCUUGUUUAUGUCUCGUGCUACUUUCAGAAAUAAUGCACCAUCAUAAAUCGAAACUUUCUGCUAAAUUACUAACAAGUCUAAAUCCGUCUGGUGUGGUUUUCACUGCUGUGACACGUAGCAUCGUUGCGUAAGUUCUAUUUUAGAGGAAGGAGAUGCAUUUCUUUUUCAGAAUAGUCUUAAAGCCAUUUAGGUUCUCAGUGUUCGUAUAAUAGAAAAGGUUUUAAUGUGUCUUUGUCUUUGUCACUGGAAGAUAAAGGGAAAAAUAGGAGGCUGUCUAAAAAGCAUCUUUGUGCAACACAGUUGAAAGUAUUUUCCAUCAGGUGGAGAAAAUUCUGCAGAUACCUUUUUUUGUAAAAUACUGAAGUUGACGUCAUGUAACAGCUAAAACCUUCAGACUUCAGGCUUUCAUCUCUUUGAUUGCUGUCCUCAAAUAUAAAGACACUGAAACAUUUCAUCAAUCUUUGAAGGACAAGAGCGAUGUUGCUUCUUUGAUAUUCCAGGGUAUUUUGCUUUCUAUUGGUAGCUUGCCUGCAGGCAGUGAAAGAAACAUCAGGAUAGAUUAGGAUGAUUCCCAAAACGGCCAGAUUGGAGUUUGUUGUGGUUACUUGGCAGAUCUACUGAUCUUUGACCUCUAGGUGAGUACAGUAUGCUGGCUUGCUUUCAAAAUCAUUCCACAACUACAGUCCUGAGCUUCUGUCUUGCUGGUUGAGACUUACAGAGAGUAGAGAUCAUGCUGACACAUGGUACAGCACCGUAGCGAGAUUCAAGACAGGAAAAACAUGUAUGGCAACAUGUGUGGGGUGUAAUCCGUAUAUAUGUGUUUGAUUGCAUUAUUCUGAAAGAGAACUCGUUUCUUUUCUGGACGGAGACAGCGUAUCAAAUAACAUGUUGACUCCUCGUGUUUAUCUGCUUAAUAAAAAAACACUACGCGAUUAAUACCACUAACACCUCAGUAUUACGGAUAAAUGUGGGCUCUUGUGUGGGCGUCGGUUUAUUUGUGUGUUUGCGUUUGAUCUCAGUCUUCAGGUAAAUUAUGGACCGCACUGUUUAAAUACGAAGCAAGCGUAAAGCAGCUGAAGGCUCGAGCCAAUGCAGGAGUUAAAUAUUCAGUACUGGGAAAGUAUUUGCACUUUGGUUUUAUUACAGUUUUAACAGUUAAAACUGGCUUACUGGGUAUUCCUUCUUUAUACUUCACCAAAGAUUGCUUAAGAAGCAGCUCGCUGUUUUUGCUGUGGGGUGCCAGGUCGAGGAGUGUAACCAAUUUUAAACGUUUAAACAAGUAAUAAAACAAGUUCCUCACAGGGAAAUAUUGUGAGUCCUGUUCAUAUCAAAAGGAUUUCAUAUCAAAAGGAUUUCAUAUCAGCGUUAACCCAUAUUGAUGAAUGGGAUGACAUCUAUGGACUGAAAGGGCAAAGCGCUACUGGAUGAAAAUCAGUAAUGAAUGACUUUGUAAAGCUCGUGUCUCAUGUUUGGCAGGAACUUCAAUAUUAUAAAAAACUGAGUCUCCAUUCAGAGUGGUGUUAUUAGAACAGGAAGUGAUUUGGCCAGUAAAUAUGACUAUAAACUGCGGAGAUGAUUUUGAUCCUGCAUACAUUUUACUUCUUACUGGUUGUGACUGUUUCCUUUCUGGUAAAAUCCAAAACUUUGAACUGUUCUCCUUUCUAAUAUGUCUUCCUCUCCAUAUAAACCCUGUCUGUAAAUACUCUACCUUUGAGUCAUAUGUGUGGAUUGUGUUGUAUUGACUCAGGCUUGCAUUGAAAAAAGAAGAAGAAAAAAAAAAGACCUGAAAUCCCCCAAAGAGCCAUGUUGUACUGUACCCUGCAUUCAUUUCUAGGCCUGCUUGUGAAUGAAUGUGUCACUCAGCUACGAAGCAAUACACACUACAGUAUGUACACAAAAACAAACGCCAUCCAGCUUGGUAGAGGUUGCCGACUGUAGAGCUUCUACUAGCACGCAGAAAUAACAUGUGACUUGAUUUGGUCUUGUAUCACUGCCUCUUCAGUUCCCUCUCAGUUUGGGCCAUUUAAAGUGAGAGAAUAUGCUGUGGAUGUUUUUAUCUGUACUUUGUGGUAAAACAAUAAUUAAAAAAAAGUUGCUAACA
Haplochromis burtoni (Burton's mouthbrooder) is the source of this 3872-nucleotide messenger RNA. Its product is annotated as ras-related protein Rab-3A. The transcript is spliced from 5 exons. Gene Ontology annotation, biological process: regulation of exocytosis; regulation of synaptic vesicle fusion to presynaptic active zone membrane; maintenance of presynaptic active zone structure. Gene Ontology annotation, molecular function: GTPase activity; GTP binding. NCBI's taxonomy places the organism in Eukaryota, Metazoa, Chordata, Actinopteri, Cichliformes, Cichlidae. Bases 104 to 763 code for a protein of 219 amino acids. The record is from RefSeq and is a predicted model, not a curated record. Gene Ontology annotation, cellular component: synaptic vesicle; synaptic vesicle membrane; axon.